This is a messenger RNA of Jatropha curcas, 1461 nucleotides long. RefSeq lists its product as hypothetical. The record is from RefSeq and is a predicted model, not a curated record. NCBI's taxonomy places the organism in Eukaryota, Viridiplantae, Streptophyta, Magnoliopsida, Malpighiales, Euphorbiaceae.
AAGUUGCAUAAGGUGGUGUAGAUGUUGUAGUGGUGGUCAUCGUAGGGGAUUCUAAUUCCUUGCGGAUGUUGCGAAGAAGGAGAGAAGAACAAGAGAAAGCUACCGAGAAGAAGAACAAGAAGAAGAGACUGAAAGCGGCAUUGACUUUUGACUUUUAUGGGUUUCAUUUAUUUUCCUGCGUUUCCAUUUUGUUGGAAAAAUGAGAUGACUUUGAGUAUUGAAUCUCUCUCUUCAAAAGGGUAAGUCUUUUAGCUUAGACUUAGAUUCCUUGUAAAUUCAGAGCUAUGAACACCGAAGUCGUUGUGGUGGUCUUGCUUCUAUUGAUCACUGCCAAUGGAUCAUCUCAACAGAUUUCGCCGUCGCCUAGUCCUGAACCGAAUGUGGGUUCUGGUGGAAUUGUAUCUGAUGCAUUAACUGAGCAGAGGUGUUCAAAUUCGUCAACAACAAGCUGUCAUGACCUGAAAAACAUGACUGCUUGCCUCAAUGGUUCAUCUUCUGCUGCUUCCAAGGAUUUGUUUCUUCUUAUCCAGAAUGAUGGAGAGGACGCUCUACAAGCGAAUGUUACCAUCUUAGAUAUUGAUGUUACUUUUCCAGUGAUACGAGUGUCCAAACACCAAGCUAAAAGGAUAAAAAUUGUGGCAAAUAUUGAAGGAAGUCCAUCUAUAAUAAUAAAUGCUGGAAAUGGGAAAUGUAUAAUACACAUUGGAUCAUUGAAAGGGGAUAGUGAAUUUUAUAAGCAGUUUACCACCCAUUUAUCCCCCAUCUAUGGUGCCUACUUCUUGUUUUUUAUAGUUCUGAUUGCUGGAGGAACAUGGGCCUGCUGUAAGAUUGGGAAAAAUGAACAGCAGGUUGAUGGAGCCCGCUAUCAGGAGCUUGAAAUGGCAGAACCGGCCAACAAUUCAGUUAAUGACGAGGAAAUGGCUGUAGGGUGGAAUCAAGAUUGGGGUGACGACUGCGAAGAACCAUGGGAAGCAAAAUCAACAAAUGCACAUCAAAACGAAAAUCAUUCUGCUAAUGGUCAUACAUCCAGAACUUCUGAUAAAGGUGGAUGGGAAAAUGAAUGGGAUGAUUAGAGCAAGAAUAGAAAAUAAACCCUUGCAUGGUCUAGAAAGAUGGAGAUGGAAAAGGAAAGAGAGAGAGAGAGAGAGAGAAAAAAAAAAGGAUCGAUGGAUGUCGAGAAAUGCAGAAAAUGCAGCAGGAUGAAGAUGUAAAUACAGUGCUCAAUAUUUCUCUGUUCAUGCUAUUGUGGAAUAAUGCCACAGUAGAAACAAUUUUGACAUGUACACGAGUUUGUUUGUUACCUUUUUUUCCCAACAAAAAAAAAAAGAAGGAAAUUGAUAGGAUUAUUGCGCCUGUUUAUGUUCUUGGCAGCAACUUCUUGUUCCUUUUACUAGACAGAAUGUUAUCAUAUGCUAUAAUUAAGACACCCUUUGAUUAUUUCGAAGUAAAGUUUCUUCCUCA